CCGACGCGGGGCCCUGGAAACGUAGGCCGCGAGAUGCAGACUCUAAUAGGGGUUGACCCCAAGCCGGGAAAAGCAAGACCAGCUUGAACCCAGAGUCUGCGCGGGUCGUGAGGUGGAAACUGGCCCGAGGUCGGCGCACGGACAGAGCUGGGGGCUCGCCCCUGCCUGGGCGGGCGGCGGGCGCUCCACCCGGAGUUGAGAGUGGGGAUGGUGCCCAAAGCUGAAUGAACAGAGAGGAGGCUGGCCAGGCCUCCUUAGGUGUAAGUCCGGAUUUUGUCCGGACCACUGAAGGUCCCAGAAGGGCCUCUGUGCUCUCACACUGCAUCCCUACCUUCCUGCUAACCAGGUUAUGGUGUCUACGUAUUCCCAAAUUCUUUCUUUCGAUAUGAAGGAGAAUGGAAAGAGGGGAAGAUACACGGUCACGGGAAGCUGCUGUUUAACGAUGGAAGUUACUAUGAGGGCGAGUUUGCGGAUGGCGAGAUCACAGGGCUCGGGUGCCGGUACUGGGCCUGGUCAGGAAACACCUAUUCUGGACACUUCAUUCUGGGAGAGCCUCAAGGACAUGGCGUCAUGAAGUAUAAAGCCGGAGGCCACUAUGAAGGGGAGCUCUCUCGCGGCCUGAGGGCAGGACAGGGUUUUCUGGUGGACGGGGAAGGACAGGAGUACGAGGGGUCGUUCCAUGACAACAGAAGGCAUGGCCGGGGACAGAUGCUCUUUAAGAACGGUGAUAAGUAUGAAGGGGACUGGGUCCAGGACCGGCGUCAGGGACACGGGGUGCUGCACUGCGCUGACGGAUCCACCUACGAGGGACAGUGGCACAGUGAUGUCUUCAGUGGGCUGGGCAGCCUGGCCCACUACUCAGGAGUCACUUACUGUGGCCUGUGGAUCAACGGCCACCCAGUGGCUCCUCCGACGGGCAGGAGAGGGCUGGAGCUGCAGGGGUCGACCCUCCCAGCCGCUGACGCUGUCCUCUGCCCUCUCCCAGAACAAGCCACGAGGAUCGUCAUUCUGGGUCCAGAGGUGCUGGAAGUGGCCCAAGGAGCCCCCUUCACACUGCGGGUCCAGCUGCAGCAGGCCCACGGGGACCUUGCCAAGAGUGAGAGUGGCCGGGUCCUGAGGAUCUCCGCCGGCAUCAGAUACGUGCAGCUCCCAACCUAUUCCGAGGUCAGCUUUUUCAAAGUGGAUGAAGACCACCAAGAGACGCCCAUGCAGACGCCCUUUGGGUUCCAGUGCAUCUCCUAUCCCUUGUCCACCCCCACCUGGCGGGGCCCGGAGCCCAAGGCUGCCCAGGAAAGUGCCGGAGAUGAGUCACCACUCCCGGAGGGAGACCAAGGGGACACCCCCAGUGGCCUGGCUGCCAGGGGAGGCCAGUGCCACUGUCCCGAGGACCUUCGGCAGCGGGUGGAGCAAGGCUGUGCUGAGUUCCGGGACCUGCUCCUGGGGCCUCCUCCGGCUGGACGCCAGCCCUUCCUGUUCCUGCACAGCCCCCAUGAGAAGGCUGGCAGUAAGCCCAGAGAGAUGCCCACCGCCCAGGAGGCUGCAGGAGGCAGCAGACGGAUGCCACCCUCAGCACCCAACGGCCUACUGGGGCGGGCAGGCAGCUCACAGCUUCCCUGCCUGUGCUCACCUGCUGGACACCCUGGACACCCCAGCAGACCUCACUUAUCCUCCCCCAAAGCAACCUGUGCCCACAUCAGCAGCCACCGCUGUAUCCGAAGAUUUCCAACCAUAGGAGGGAGUGAGAGGGCGCCCCUGCACCUCCCAAGAGUGACAGGGACACACCAGCCUGAAAUUCCAGAGGAGCAGCUGGCUCUGAGUCACAGGAGGGAGGAGGGCUGGAGAAGCCCUGGCCCCUGCCUCACCUCCAGCAUGCUUCUGCAAUCUCUCCUGGGAUAAGAGAAGUUACCUUUGUGUUUCCUGAAUCCGGGGUCUCGAUGGAGGAAAGAGAGGCAGAGGGUCCCACGAACACCGUGCCCCAGUGUGGGCACAGUGUCUGGGCAUAGAGGUCCGUGCCUGGCUUGCCAACCCAGCCUCCCGUGUGAGGCCUGCAGACCAGGUCACGGUGUGCAAGAUGGCCUGACGAGGGGAGCCUGCAGCAAGGGCCCCGCAUGGACAGGCCAGUGCAGAGGUCCUGGACCAUCUGCUAGGAGACCAGAAGCACCCUUACUCCUGCUGUUACUCCUGCCUCUGGUAAGAUCAGGGCCACCCCAGGCCUUGCCACGCAUAGUCCAGGCUGCCCGUCUGGAGCCGCACACCUGAGGGGAUCCUGGGCUCCAGGAGCGCUCCUGUUGCCUCAGGAGGGGCUGCUUGCAUCCUCAGAGUCCAGGCCCUGGACUGCUGCCUCACCAUGCUCCCUGUGCCCAGGACCGGCUCAGGAGAGGGGAGCCGGGCGGGCGGCCUCCUUGAAGGGGUGGGUGGAGGCUCCCCCAGACCCGGCUGCCUGCUUCCCCGGGAGGGAGCACGUUUCUGUGGAGGGCCCCCGGCUGCAUUCCUGCGGACACAUUCCAGGCCCGUUACGGAAUUCCACAGCGCGACCAAGAGCUCUUGUCAGUCCCCGAGUGACGUGAAAUCGUGUCAGCUGCAGAAAACGGACUUGAUUUAGUGGACGUGGCCCUGAUUUUUCCCAGCCGCACACCAGCAUUCCAAAGAGCAGCACAGCUCUGCCUGCAUUUCCCCCAGCAAUCCUAAUUGCAAGCUUGGUGAUGGAAAAAUGCGUCUGCCUGCAAGCCCAUCAGCCCAGCCUGGUCCAGUCAGCCCUGCGAUGUGCAGGAGAAGCUAGCCCUGGGUGACCUUGGGCAUAGUUGCUCCUUGGUGGCUCUCAGCAGAGGGCCAGCUCGCCUGGUGCCUGACACACGCUGGAGGCUGACAGAACCCCUUCUCCUCUCCGGCUCAGAGAAAAAUGGGUUUAAUUAAGACUUCCGUGAUUAGUCAUUUAAUCAGUCAUUAGGCCAACACAGAUGGAGUCAAUUAAUUUUUUUUUUUUUACUUCAAAAGAUAAUGUUGCCAGCCUGCGCAGCCUCUCUGAGCCGACCAGGGGCGACCACGUGCACCUCACUCCAGCCUUGCGUUCCCUCCAAAGGCUGCUGCUCUCCUGACAGGGAGACACAGUGUCCUGGGCUCCCACCUUCCUCAGCCUGGAGAUGCAGGAUGGUGGCCAGCUGCUCCCUCCUCCAGCAUGAAGGGCAGCCCAGAGUGGCUUCCAGCUGGCCACAGAAUACCAACCCCCAGGGACACUUUGGCCAGGGCGGCCAGGCUCAGGGGGCCUGGAAGAGGAUGGGCACAGGGUCCUGCUGAGACCUUUCUUUGAACAUGGGCCCUGGUCAGUGGCCACGACCAGCAAGAUAGGCCCAGCCAUGGAGCAGCCACGCAGCCAGGGGCACGGGGCACACCAGGCACGUCUGGGCCCGCGACCUGAGGCGCUGACUGUCACAGAGCCCAGCGCCCUGCCGAGCACAGUGGGGGUCCGCAGACCCCAUGGAGGAAGACCCUGGGAUGGGGGGCACGGAGAAGCAGCUUGUAGUGCCCGUCCCCACCCCCGAGCACAGCAGAGAGUGUGAUGGCCAUGGGCGCCACCUCCCCCCCGCCUCCUAGGAGGUGACCUCUGCUGAGUGGAAGCCUCCAGGAAGCUGCAGGCUGCGCUCGCCUCAGGCGGGGAACGCUGAGUGCCCACCGGGGCACCUUGCUCCUCUGUGUCCCACACAGGUCC
Molecule: messenger RNA, 3706 nt
Organism: Ictidomys tridecemlineatus (thirteen-lined ground squirrel)
Lineage: Eukaryota; Metazoa; Chordata; Mammalia; Rodentia; Sciuridae
Source: RefSeq, a predicted model, not a curated record